CCAUGAGUUGUGCUCGCGCGUGAGAACCGACAAGGUUGAAAUCGCGCUCCACCUUAUCAAAAGGAAAAAUAACAGAGCGCCGAGAGUGCCGUUUGCUAGGGCUAUGAUUUUUCAAACGGAAAUAAAUUGUUUUCCCAGCUGACACACUUGUGUGCGACCUUUCGAUUUUUGGGAUAAAGGACCCCGCAUUAAAUACAGGAUUUGAUUUUUUUUAUAUGUUGUAGCUUAGGUUCUGCUAAACAAAAGAUAAUUACUAAGUUAUAGUCAAACAACUCCAACUUUUUCGUAUUUGACUGACUAUUAUUUAGUUUUGAGCUUAUUAUUAUAUUUUUGUUCGGCAGAUUAUAAGUUACAGCAUAUGAGAAAACCAGCUGAUCUUACCAAGAUUUAAUUUUAUAUGAUUAGUGCGGGAUUGUGGACUUAUAUAAAAUCCUAGAUGAAGUUGAAUCCCGGUAAAAUCAGUUGAUUUUCUUCUAACUUGCUGAACAAAAAAUAUAAAAGGCUCAAAGCUAGUAGAUGGUUUUAUUAAUUUAGAACUUUGCGUGUUGUUUGAUUAACUGUAACUCAAAUCGAAUAUUUAGCUCUGAGACUAUUACAUCUUUUGUUCAUCAAGUCAUAAGUUACAACAUAUGAAAAAAAAAACAAACCAUAAUUCAAGGUUUUUGAUGCGAGCUUCUUUGACAGUUUGCUCCCUAAACGAAUCUUCGUUCAUAAGAAGCGAGUGUAAAGAGAUGCAGAUUUCUUCUGGACAAACUUGCAAAUAGUUAGAUUAGAACGUCAUGUCAAGUAUGACACAGCAAUGUGCGUCGAAUUAAUUCGCAAAAAUAGCUGUGAUAUCUUCCGCGAUGUCAUCGUAACGAGAACUGCAAUGUAACACGUGUUCAUCGAUGAAGUCAUCGAUCAAUAGACCGAACGAAGUUCUCUUCUCUUUAUUACACGCGUUUCUUUGUAUAUACAGCUGUUUUUAACUGACAAGAAGUAUAACGGCAUAAUCUAUAUUGUAAUAUCGAACUUCGCAGAACUUCUAUUAUAUCCACCAGAAUUUUUUCUACCAACUAGAAGCAAGAAUAACAAAAUUAUAAUAGACGAACUAACGAGAAGUAGAAGGAUCAUCUCGCUGGUCCGAGAUCAUAUAAUGCUUGUACGAAAAAUAUAUAAUUUAAUUCGAGAGACAAAUGCGACGACACGCGGAAGAUGAACCGGCAAGGGUAAUAAACGAUGAGAAAUUAUGCGUUUUCGCGCGUCGAGGCUGAUGAAAGAGGGUCCCUGAACAUAAAUCGUCGCUCGUCGAACAAGAUAUUUAAUCGAAGUGAACGGAUUGAAUCCUAUUCCUUUUCCGCUUGCGGACUACAGCCGGUCUUGCAUCGCUAAUGAGGGAACACGCGGAAUGCGACGAAGGAAUAAAUGAUGGCUCGGACCGCGCGCGCUUUUGCUUUUUACUUGAAGAAAACGCGCCUUGGGAAAUAUGAAUAAACAUACGAGAAGGAAUCUACCGAGGCCAAGCAACAUCGAAGGUAUGGAUUUGAGGAACGGAAAAAAUCGCGUGCACGACAGGAUGAAAGGAUAGAAAGAGAGAAAGAGAAGCGGAGGCUGCGCCGCAUGAUCCUCAUGAUAAUGACUCACCGGCUAUGUAUGCGCGCUGGGCCUUCAACCUUGGAAGCUGGUCGAGUCACGACGGUGACGACGCUGCUGCCUUCUCUCCAUGCCGGUCGUCGAUCCUCCCGGUCGAGGGAUUCACUUUUCGCGGCAGGACGCACAAUUCGGAAACACAAGGUCUCUCCAGCUCUUCCUCGUCGUCGGGAUUAUUCCCCAGCCGAGAAAGAUCCUCUCCUGCGGCGAUCGCGAAGCGCCGGGUUUCGCGCGACUCGCCGGAGUCCUGUGCUCAACCGCUGACGGACGGACCCGCCGAGAGGCCCCCACGAGUUUUCUCCCUUCUGGGGCCCGAGCGUGCCCCACCGUCGACUUCGCCAACUUCCCAGUGGCACAAAGAAUUCGAAGAAUGUCUCGCAGGGUCCUCGGAAAAUCUCCCUCAUCGCGCUGCUCUUACGCCGAUGCUCAGCCUGGGUCGGUCUCCCUUCCAUCGCGCGAGUUCGCGUCAGGAGAAGACAUUCACCUCGAGGAGAGCCAACUCCCAGCCAGCCAGCUUCACAAGCGUUAUCUCGAGGAAUGUAAUCGUGGGAACCGAACUUAAUAUUGAUCCUUAAGAUGAUUCCAUCCGAAUGUAUUCUGGACAUAUCCAAUGUGUUUCAUUCCACCUCUGUAGUAAUCGAAGGAAGUUGCAUUAACAAAUCCGAAGCCACCGCAGUGCUCAGAGAUGUAUCAGCCCGUGUUCACGGCGGUGAAGUCUUAGCCAUUCUAGGAUCGAAAGGUUCCGGCAAGCGAGCACUCCUCGAUGUUAUCGCCGGAAGGGCGGAAGGCGAGACAAGAGGGAGGAUCACCCUGAACGGCAACCUGCUGACUCCGGAGUUAUUCCGACGUCAUGGGGGCUACGUGGCCCACAGGUGUCAUCUGCUGCCGAGUCUGACGGUCCGUCAGACUCUGACGUAUGCCACGUGGCUGGGCAACCUGAGCAAUCGCGAGGCCCGGGUGCGGCAGACCCUCGCCGACCUGGCGCUGUCGCAGGUCGCCAACAGGUCGGUGAACGACCUCACCAGGCCGGAGUAUCGGCGACUGAUGCUGGGAGCGCAGCUGGCCAAGGACCCGACCCUGCUGCUGCUAGACGAGCCGACCUGGGACACGGAUCCGCUCAACACGUACCUCAUCGUCUCGAUGCUGUGGUCCUACGCGACCAGACGCGGCUCCAUUGUCGUCCUCACCAUGGAGACACCCAGAUCCGACGUGCUGCCCUUCGUCAGUCGCGUGACGUUGCUGUGUCUUGGCGCGGUCGUCUACUCGGGACCUACCAGAAGCAUGCUGGACUACUUCACCUACAUCGGCUUCCCGUGUCCUGAAUUGGAGAAUCCUUUAAUGUAUUAUCUUUGCUUAUCGACUGUUGAUCGCCGAUCCAGAGAUCGCUUCUUGGAGUCGAAUCAACAAAUCUCGGUCCUUGUGGAGAAAUUCAAGGUGGACGGAGUGCUUUACAUGAAGGAAGCGCCGCAGAUAUCGCACAGCAUGAAAGACGUCCUGGGGAUCAUGCACAAGGGUCUAGGUCGCGGAAUCAAGCCCGGAUGCUUCUCGACUCUUUUCGCACUUUAUUUACGUGGUAUGGCGGCUACCUUCUCCUUGAAUAAGAUCGGCCUGGGACAUUUCGCUGCUCGUCUGCUAUUGCUGCCGUUUCUGGUUGCCCUGAUGAGCAUACUGUAUUCGCAUUCGAGUCCCGUUCAAUCAAGAAUAUUCUUACAGACCGGCGGUUUGAUUUUCAACGUCUUGACGCUAUUUUACGUGACCGGGAUAGCCGUGACGUCACUUUUGUUUCCAGGUUUCCGCGCGAGAUACUAUCAAGAGAAACGGGAGGGUCUCUACGGUGGAGCGAUGUUCCUAACAGCGUAUACCAUGCUGAGUCUUCCGCUGAGCUUCAUAUCGACUCUGAUAACCAUCGGGAUUCUGGUGCCGAUUCUCGAGCUGGACCUGCCCUCGUGGGCGUACGCUUCCGGAAUUCUGUGGUCCAGUUACGUAGCGGCCGAGCAAGUGACAGUAGCCGUGCUGAUGGUGGUCGGUCGUCUAACCGGCGCGAUCACGGUGCUGUACAUGACCCUGCUGUCCCUGGUAGUCGCGUCCGGAGCGAUUCGCAGCCUGAGGAAUCUGCCCUAUUGGCUGGCGAUGGUGUCCACGGCGCUGCCGACUAGAUACGCCUCUCUGGCGCUGAAUCAGCUGGUCGUCGACACCCCUAUUCUGUCCAAUUUGCCCUACAACGAGAGCUUCGCCUGUCCAAGCUCUGCCGAGCUCUGCAGAUAUCCUGACGGCAAGACUUAUCUAAUAGAACGCUUCACCAAGGAGGGCGAGAAUAUAUCCGAGGUGUUGAACGUGGAUCUGAAUCUGCUGAUCUCUUUAGCGUUCGCCGUUGGCCUUAUUAUAUUAAAUAGCGUCUUGUAUCUGUUGCCGCUACCCGCUAGAGUAAAAGCUAAAUUUAGAGAAUAAAAAAUUGUAUGUAUUGCGUUGACAAUCGGAUAUAUUGGAGCUGAAUAAUUCUAAUUUCAAUUUUCAAUGUAUAUAAAAUUGUAAAUAACAUGAAAAUUAAGAUU
Nylanderia fulva is the source of this 4181-nucleotide messenger RNA. Lineage: Eukaryota; Metazoa; Arthropoda; Insecta; Hymenoptera; Formicidae. The record is from RefSeq and is a predicted model, not a curated record.